Messenger RNA from Brassica rapa (field mustard), 3973 nucleotides. Its product is annotated as phosphoenolpyruvate carboxylase 3. Gene Ontology annotation, biological process: leaf development; carbon fixation; tricarboxylic acid cycle. Lineage: Eukaryota; Viridiplantae; Streptophyta; Magnoliopsida; Brassicales; Brassicaceae. The record is from RefSeq and is a predicted model, not a curated record. Gene Ontology annotation, molecular function: phosphoenolpyruvate carboxylase activity. Gene Ontology annotation, cellular component: apoplast; cytosol; chloroplast.
AGAUUUGUGCAUCUUCGUGCAUAGACAAGGUGCAUGCACGAACUCGCAUGAUCUUCUUUUCUGUUUUAUAAGCUUUUCUUUUUGUCAACUUUCUGUUUUAUAAGCUAAAAAAUCAAUUAUUGUUUACUACCAGAACUAAGAAUUAACCCAAAAACACAGAAGAUAAGAUCAAAACGAAACCUAUUAAACGUAAUUCCAUAAACCCUGUUAUACAUUUUACAACUAGGUAACCAAGGAAGAAGAUUCUUAGAAGAAAAAAACUUAAGAAAUCAAGAUCCAUUAGGUAUUUGAUCAGUAAAUCUUAAUAUAAAUUACUUAAUGCUUGCAUAAUAUUUCGAAUCAAAAUAAUAAAUCAAUCUAGUGAUCUACUAUCACUGAUAGUUUCAUUUUCUUAUUUUGUAAUCUAUAUAAUUCUAACGGUCAAUACAAUUAAGUAAACUACAAAACUAAUGAAAUAGUUUAUUCAAAACGUCUAUUGUAAAACCCAGCCCUAAAGAAAACUAAAAAUCCAGAUGCAACCAUUAAAAAAAACAGAUUUGACUGAAUACAAUUUUACAUUCAUUCAUUUUUUUUUUUACAAAACUAAGUAAACAAACUUUUGUUUACGGUAUGAAAUGGAAUGGAGUUAAUGAAAAGAUUCUUUCAUUAUGUUAUGUAAUCUGAUUGUACUAAUACCUAAAUAAGAUGCAGAAUAUCCGUCAGUAUUAUUCCUUCACUACAAAAAAUAAGAUGGACUUUGCGGAUAUUGUUUCCACUAGAUAAGUAUGGUACAAAACAAAUUAAGUUAUACUCCAAUAAAAAAGUAUGAUAAAAGAAAAAGAAAAAAAAAGAAAAGAUCAUAUUAAAGUAAUAAAGAAAAUAAUGAAAUGGUUAAACCUCACUUUCAAAGCGCGCAUCUGACGCCUAUCACACUUCCUCUAUAUAAACAGUGGAUACGCUCUCAUUAGCUCUCAUCUCUGAAUCUGAUUCCACCAUCUAAUAACCUUUUCAGAGUUCAGACCAAUAACAGUUUCUUGUCUUCUUAAAAGAAGAAGUCAGAAAGAGUGUGUAGAGCGAUUGAUCAACGAUCAUGGCGGGUCGUAACAUAGAGAAGAUGGCGUCCAUUGAUGCUCAGCUUCGUCAACUGGUUCCUGCUAAAGUGAGUGAAGACGACAAACUCAUCGAGUACGACGCUCUUCUCCUCGAUCGUUUCCUCGACAUUCUCCAGGACUUGCAUGGAGAGGAUCUCCGUGAAACGGUACAAGAGUUGUACGAGCUCUCUGCUGAGUAUGAAGGCAAACGUGACCCUAAGAAGCUUGAGGAGCUAGGGAGUGUGCUCACGAGUUUGGAUCCUGGCGACUCCAUUGUUAUCUCCAAGGCCUUCUCUCACAUGCUUAACUUAGCCAACUUGGCUGAGGAGGUGCAGAUUGCUUACCGGAGAAGGAUCAAGAAGCUGAAGAAGGGGGAUUUCGCUGAUGAGAGCUCUGCCACUACCGAGUCUGAUAUCGAGGAGACUUUCAAGAGGCUUGUUGGUGUUCUUGGUAAGUCUCCUGAAGAGAUCUUUGAUGCUUUGAAGAACCAGACUGUUGAUUUGGUUUUGACUGCUCAUCCUACUCAGUCGGUGCGUAGAUCUUUACUUCAGAAGCACGGCAGGAUAAGAGAUUGUCUAGCUCAGUUGUAUGCAAAGGACAUUACUCCUGAUGACAAGCAGGAGCUUGAUGAGUCUCUCCAAAGAGAGAUUCAAGCUGCAUUCCGCACAGAUGAGAUUAGGAGAACACCUCCAACCCCACAAGAUGAAAUGAGAGCUGGAAUGAGCUAUUUCCAUGAGACAAUCUGGAACGGUGUCCCUAAGUUCCUUCGCCGUGUUGACACGGCUCUGAAGAACAUUGGAAUUGAUGAACGUGUUCCUUACAAUGCCCCACUGAUUCAGUUCUCUUCAUGGAUGGGCGGUGAUCGUGAUGGUAAUCCGAGGGUCACACCUGAGGUCACUAGAGACGUGUGCUUGUUGGCUAGAAUGAUGGCAGCCAAUUUCUACUAUAACCAGAUUGAGAAUCUCAUGUUUGAGUUGUCUAUGUGGCGUUGCACUGAUGAGUUUCGUGCCAAGGCUGAUGAAAUCCACAGGAACUCAAGGAAAGAUGCUGCAAAACAUUACAUAGAGUUCUGGAAGACAAUUCCUCCAACUGAACCAUACCGUGUGAUUCUUGGUGAUGUGAGGGACAAACUCUAUCACACACGUGAACGCUCUCGUCAGUUGCUGAGUAACGGAAUCUCUGACAUCUCUGCAGAAGCUACUUUCACCAAUGUGGAAGAGUUCUUGGAGCCUCUUGAGCUUUGUUACCGAUCACUAUGUGCAUGUGGUGACCGCCCAAUAGCUGAUGGAAGCCUUCUUGAUUUCUUGAGGCAAGUCUCUACCUUCGGACUCUCCCUUGUGAAGCUUGACAUUAGGCAAGAAUCUGAACGUCACACCGAUGUUUUGGAUGCUAUCACCAAGCACUUAGACGGUUCCUCCUACAGAGACUGGUCUGAAGAACGUCGGCAAGAAUGGCUUCUAGCUGAACUAAGCGGCAAGCGUCCGCUAUUCGGACCAGAUCUUCCCAAAACCGAAGAGAUUGCUGAUGUUCUGGACACAUUCAAAGUCAUAUCCGAGCUGCCUUCAGAUUGCUUUGGAGCUUACAUUAUCUCUAUGGCAACUUCACCCAGUGAUGUCCUUGCCGUUGAGCUCUUACAGCGCGAGUGCCACGUGAAGAAGCCACUCAGAGUUGUUCCACUCUUUGAGAAGCUAGCUGAUCUAGAAGCAGCUCCUGCAGCUGUUUCAAGACUCUUCUCUCUGGACUGGUACAAAAACCGCAUUAACGGUAAACAAGAGGUUAUGAUCGGUUACUCAGAUUCAGGGAAAGAUGCUGGACGUCUCUCAGCUGCUUGGGAGCUGUACAAAGCUCAAGAGGAGCUUGUGAAGGUUGCUAAAAAAUAUGGAGUGAAGCUGACUAUGUUCCAUGGCCGUGGUGGCACAGUCGGAAGAGGAGGUGGUCCAACACAUCUUGCUAUAUUGUCUCAGCCACCGGAUACAGUUAAUGGCUCCCUCCGAGUCACUGUUCAAGGUGAAGUCAUUGAGCAAUCGUUUGGAGAGGAACACUUGUGUUUUAGAACACUUCAGCGUUUCACAGCUGCUACUCUUGAGCAUGGUAUGAACCCUCCCGUUUCGCCAAAACCAGAGUGGCGCGCUUUGCUCGAUGCAAUGGCGGUUGUUGCAACCGAGGAGUAUCGAUCUGUUGUGUUCCAAGAGCCUCGAUUUGUCGAAUACUUCCGCCUUGCUACACCUGAGCUGGAGUAUGGACGUAUGAACAUCGGAAGCAGACCUUCAAAGCGAAAACCGAGCGGUGGGAUCGAGUCUCUCAGAGCAAUCCCAUGGAUCUUUGCUUGGACACAAACAAGGUUCCAUCUUCCUGUAUGGUUAGGAUUUGGAGCAGCUUUCAGGUAUGCAAUCAAGAAGGAUGUGCGGAACCUUCACAUGCUGCAAGAUAUGUACAAACACUGGCCUUUCUUCCGAGUUACCAUCGAUCUUAUUGAGAUGGUGUUCGCCAAGGGAGACCCCGGGAUCGCUGCAUUGUACGACAAACUUCUUGUCUCGAAAGAUCUAUGGGCCUUUGGGGAGAAACUCAGAACCAACUUUGAAGAAACCAAGAGCCUCGUCCUCCAGACUGCUGGACACAGAGACCUUCUCGAAGAAGACCCUUACUUGAAACAGAGACUUAGGCUGCGUGACUCUUACAUUACGACCCUCAACGUGUGCCAAGCCUACACAUUGAAGAGAAUCCGUGAUCCUAACUACAAUGUGACUCUGCGACCACACAUUUCCAAAGAGAUCAUGCAAUCAAGCAAAUCGGCACAAGAGCUCGUGAAGCUUAACCCAACGAGUGAGUACGCGCCUGGACUUGAGGACACGCUCAUCUUAACCAUGAAAGGUAUUGCCGCAGGACUGCAAAACACCGGUUAA